This is a messenger RNA of Theileria orientalis strain Shintoku, 7134 nucleotides long. RefSeq lists its product as hypothetical. The transcript has 13 exons. NCBI's taxonomy places the organism in Eukaryota, Apicomplexa, Aconoidasida, Piroplasmida, Theileriidae. The record is from RefSeq and is a predicted model, not a curated record. Bases 1 to 7134 code for a protein of 2377 amino acids.
AUGAAGGUGCAAAAAAGUAGUAAUACGAGGACCAGGUUGAAAAAACCAGAGCUAGAGCCACAUUCCAGCUCAAAUUUGCCAAAAUUCGGUAAAAUUGAAGGAUUUGAGCUUGAUGAGGUGAUUUUCUCGCUUCUGGAUGGGCUGGUUGACACGAACGAAAGGUCUCGUGACACGAUAGUUAAAACUCUGAUGAAAUACGCAACACAUCAGCCGGAUUUUAUUCUAAAGUCUAUUUUGACAUUUCUGCAAGUGCAAAAGACGUCGAUAAAUCAUCAGCAUUCUCUUUUGUGUUUCGUGAAGAGGUGUCUAGUGGAGCUGAAGAACGUUCCAAAUGGCGUAAUCAAGGAGAUACUGAUUUUCAUGCUGAAGGAGCUGAGCUUUCUCAAAAGCUCGGACGUGCGCUACGUGGAAAUGAGGGAGAUCGUGAACACGGCCACGGUUCUGUGCCCAGCCUUUUCAGUGGACGUGAUACUGGCCUUCAUUAAGGACAUUAAGCAAAGCGAGGAGAACUUUGAGGUUUUGUGCAUAUACAUAAGGAUAUUGACGCACCUGUGUAAGCUGGUUCCACGCAACUCGUACGUAAAGAGCAUUUUGAUCUCGAGUCACAUAAUGUGUCUGUACAACAAGGAGAUAUUCAAGGAGCAGAACGCGGAAAUAUGCAAGGAGCUGUCGUCGCUGCUGUUUAACCUGGCGAACAUGCUGACCCUUAAUUCCGCACACAGCCGCUCAAGCCAUGACCCAGGCUCGGAUGGAAUUCAGAGAGCUACCCUGGUGAAGUUGAUCAAUGGAGACGAGUUGGGGCGUAGGCACACGCAAUUGUACGACGCACUUGACCUGGAAGUGGGAAUACAGAACAAGUUUAGAAGUGUUCACAGAGCGCACUUCGAGGCUACCACGAGUGAGCAUUUGUCACAUUCCAAUGCCGCAAGCAGAUUAAUAAGGAAGAUCAGCAGGCCGAGCCUGGAAAACAUAAAGAGCAUACUUGAGCCCCUGUACGAGCUGAUGCUGGACUACUACAUUCCGAAAAUAUAUAUCAACAGCUCCUACAAUAACAUUUGCCUGGAGUUGCUAUACUCGCUGGUCGUGAUAUCAGAGUACGUUUCCACAGAGUGCCUCAGGGAAAACUCGCUGAAUCUGCUCAACUGCAUAAUAGUGAGGUUCCUGUACCACGUUCCGAACCUACAGUUUAACGACAACCUGUGGUUUAAGCUGUACAAAAUCAACUCGACGAACUUGACAAAUAGAUUCGUAUCGUUAUUUUCAAACCUAAAUUUGCUGAAUGGGUUGCCUCCGAAGUUUUUUAUAGUUGGUAUGAGAUCAUAUCUGCAAAUAUUGAGCCAAUACAACGAACAUAACAUAUAUAUUAACUCUUAUAAUCUGUGUAACAUAUUGUUCUCCUUGUUGAAAACUUUGUACGAUAACGCGAACAAGCACCUUCUAUUGUAUCUGCAAUGGUUCUUGUCCGAUAAUGGUAGUUUAAACAAUGAUGCCCAAAAUGAUUUGGAGUUUGAUAGUGUGUAUAUUGAUAACAUAAUUCAGAGCUUGAGGAUACUUUAUAACAACAGUUCCUCGCUGGCAUUGAUUGAGUUUUUGUACGAUAAGUUGAUGUCGGUCACUAAAUCGGAUGUGAUAGUGGCCAUGUACGUCUUCAUCUUCCUGUUUAACGCAAGCGAUGCUGUGUACAGUAGUAGAAUGAGUAGUAUGGUCAGAACGGAAAGCAUGGGUAGUAAUAGUAUUGGUAGUAAUAGAAGUAUUAACAGUAGUAUCGGUAACAAUGGCAGUAAAAACAACAACAAUGCGAGUACCAGUAACAACAUUAUUAACAGUAGUAGAAGUUACAGUAGUAACACGUUGAAAAGAAGCGGUAGCAUCAGUAACGCCUGUAUCACUAGUGAUGGGCACAGCAGAGCUGGAGUCGAUAGCUGCAACCAGCUAAUAAUGUACAGGAUAGUGAACAACAUCAGCGGCAUAUUGAACCUGAAUAUAAACGACAACUACUCGCUGUACAUAAUGAUUAAGUUCGUAAACAUGCUGUUUCUGAGCAGGAGCGUAACGCUGUACUCGACCUUUAACUCCAUGUUCGACAAGGAGGACAUGGAAAGGAGGAAUAAGAAGAUAUACUUCAUGAUCAACUACAUAUUCGAGUAUAAGAUCAACAUAGACAUCAGCAACAGGAUCAACAUGAACAUGAAGUGGUACAACAGUAAAAGCGGUAACAAGUUGGACGUGUUGUUUUUCUACUCGCUGUACCAAUGCAACACCGUAGGAAAGAAUGAGUUGCCGGCAAAUAAGUUUAUAAAAAAUGAGUUGGUAAGCAAUGAAGAGGAGUUGUUUGAACAGUGCGUAGAGAACAUAAUAAGGAGUUGCACUGACUAUUUUUUAGUGUACCUGGUGAAUAAGCUAAUGAAGAACGUUAAGAGGAACAGCCUGACGAUAUUCGAGUAUCUGAGUAAAGUACUUAAGCUGUACAGUAAGCAGAAGGUGAAGAGAGUGCUGAAGCAGGAUGAGCUUUACAAUCUGCUUAUUCUAGCACUAAUUUACAUCCACGACCCAGUAAACUACUUUGGAGAAGCGUAUUACGCCUCGAAGUUGCUGUUUAGGCUCUACGAUACCAUGAACAAUAUUAGCAAUAGCAUGAGCAACGAUGCAUUUAAGCAGAGCUUUCUGUACCCGAAUGACAUAGUGUUGAACUUCAGCAACGUGUCGAAGUUAACGAGGUAUAUGAAUAGUAUACACAAGGUCGAUGGAGCUAGCGUCAUAAGGUGUCUCAGUUCGCUGAUGGAGCAGUUGAAAAAUAGGCCAAAUCUAAGUCGUAACUCGUCCUUCUCAAUAACUACGAGCACCUUUCUGAACCCAGGAUCGACACUGUUUGGAAGCAAUCAAGUCAGUGUGAUGAGAGUGAACGAUGUGGUAAUAGACACGGACUUGUCAACAUUUCAUAACCUGGGAAUAGUGAACGUGAUAUGCACGUUUACAAGCGUUAAAGAGGGGAUAGUUGGAGCUAUAUUAUCUAAUGCAGCUACGAGUGCAGUGACGAACAAGGAGGAUAUGAUGCAAGUGGCAAAUGAUGGAGAACUGGAAGCAGGAGAAGAGCAAUUGCUGUUUUGGAGCAGGAGCCUUGAAAUGAAGUAUAAAAUAUUUAUGCUGAAUGGAAUGAGCAUGAGUAACGCGAUAACCGGAGAAAAUUGGAAGGGGCACUUGAAGAUGUUGGACGAUGCGCUGAUAAGCAACACGCUUAAGGAUUCGUCAUUUUCGCUCUUCGGGAAGACUGCGUCGUACCUGCAGUCGGAAAGAAACAGGCUGAUAGUGAUCUCAGCGCUGACCCACGCAUACAUUCAAGCUGAUACCACUAACAACUCUGUGGGUGAUACGACCAAAGAGGAGAAGAAGCAGGCGAUGGAGGAGUUGAGUGACAGGUAUAAUAGAAUAGUUGCAGUAUUUAACGCAAAAAGAGAUAAGCUGCUGGCAGAAAAGGAGGGAAAGGCGGAGAAGAAGUCAGAAGAAAGAGAAUGUGGGUACGAAGAGGACCAUGAACAUGUGGUAAACAGAUACAUACUGUGUCCAAUGAUUAACAUGUUUAACAACGAUACAGAUGUGAACGUGCAGGAGUGUAUCUUAAACAACGUGUUGCUGAUAGUGAAUCAAGCGUCAUUGAGCAACUUUAGAAUUGACAUUGAGGUGAUAAGCCUAAUGUUUAAUAAGAUGAUAGGGAUAAUGAUGAGGGUGAUUGACGAGAACGUGAAGGCGACGGAAGAAAAAAUUGAACAGAUGUGUGAAAAAAAUGAAAUAUUGAAUGUGGAACGUGUCAAUAGAUCAGUGAGUGAAAAGGAAGGCGCCUUGGCGUACUGCUCAUUCCUGGUCAUGUCGUCAUUCUCGCCGCAUUUUAGAAUGCUGAGAAGCACUAACGUGCCGUACCUGGUCAUGUACUACACGCUCUACUACGCAGACUACUACUUCUACGCCAAGGUGGCAAACUUCGACGUUAAUUUCAGCUUCAGCUACGAGUUCCACAGGUCCUUGAAAAUAUUCAGACACAUCCACUACUACCUGACGAAUAUGUACAAUAAUAUCGCAAAGGGCUUGAAUGGAAUCUGCUGGGACGUGCUGUACAAAAUGACUAUCACGAUACUGAGUGAUAAUAAUAAAAACCUGGACGCCAUGGUGAUUAAGAACAGGUUGUUCAUACUGGUUCAGUUUUUGGACGCGUUUCUGCCCAAUGGUAAAGAUCUGAGGAAGGAUGGCGACCAGAGGGUCGAAAGGCAGCUGGAAUCAGAAGAUGAAGAUGAUUGGGUUAAGCUGGUGAUAUUGGUUUGGUGUUACAUCCUGAAGAUGGGCGACAACAACACCAAAGUGCUGCUGAUUGACAUACUGUACAGGCUAUUGAGUGUGCAAAGUGACGUGAUUAUAGAGGACGUAUAUUUGAAUGGGAUCGAUAGCAUAAAUAGGCUGAUACCGGAGAGGCUGGUGGUAAAGUUCGUGGUUUUUUCAAUGAAUUAUCUGGAAGUAGCCUCGUACGUGUCGAACUCGCUGGUGAAGAUCAUACACAGGAUGAUGCAGCAGAACAUGAGCAUGAUCUCAACGGAGCACCUGCAGGCGAGCCUGGUGGUGAUAUUCAAGAGGUUCCACGAGAGCUUCCACAACAACAACCUGCCGCUGUUCCUGAGGUCCUUUCUGGUCGACAUGUUCAAGUAUAACACGAACAUACUGUUCACCGUGCUGUUCAAGUACAGCCUGAAGUUCCAGUCGAGCGUCAUAUUCAUAAUAAUAAAGAACGACUACCUGCUGCACCUGCUCAUAGAGCACCUGGACAGUCGUAUAAACGACGAGUUGAGCAAGUACUUCCAACUUAGCGAGAAAGUGAGCUGCGGUGGUACUGCCGGGCUAGAGUACUAUGGCAGUGGUGGCGAAACGAAAGAAUUUGAAGUUAAGGAGCUGGAACCAGUAGGGGGAGAAUGCAAAGAACAUGGCGGGAAAGUGAGUGAGGUGUGUGUUGAGAGGGGUGAAUUGGCACUGGAGUACCUGUUGGAGUACAACAUGAUCAUAUUUAGCAACAAAAGCAGGUUGAUCAGCUGCUACAGCGAGUACGUAACUCGGUUGAUAGUGUACGUUAACGUUAUCGAAGCAGUGAGCAGUGACCUCAACGUGUUGAUAAAGCAGAAAAGGACACUUGAGGGGGAGCGCGCGAAAAUGGUGAAGCUGCUGGAGGUGAUAUACGGCAACGCGAUGGUUAGCAGAGACUCUCUGCUCCACUACAGCGUUAAGAUCAUAGGCAGCAAUAGGAGCACCUUGCGCUCGUUUCUCAACUACACGUACAGAGUAAUAUCACUGUUCGGUGAGCCGAUCAGGACCACUGAGGAUUCCGACGAUAUUUGGAAGGAUAAGGGUUUUAGGGAGGCCAGGGAGGAGUUACUGAGGCGAGUUCUGCUUAGGAUACUGGUUGAUUUGAUCAAGUACAGGCUGUUGAAGGGCUACGAUCUCACGGUGCUGAAGAUAAUAAGGAGGUUGGACUCAGACUACGAGUUGAUUUACUACUACUUGAAAAACAUGCACAGGUUGGCGAGGCACUACGGCGCCGUUGAGAACGUAAUAUGCCUCGUGCUAAAGUACAGGACCUUUUUCGCAGACAAAAGGCUCAGGCACGCGUACCUGGUUCUGUACGCGGCAGUGCUGAGGUACCUGCGGGGGAAGCACAGGAGCUUGAACCGGUUUGAGAACCUGAGGUCGUACCUGAUGUUCCCGACUGCAGUGGCAAUGCUCUCGAGCGGCACCAGGAAGCUGGAAGCCGUGAGCUCGAAGUGCCUCAGGUUGUUCUUCUCACUCUCCUUCGGCGACUGGCUUGAUGUGAGCGCCCUCAGUCUGAGUGAGGAAAUACUCGCCGGCUUGAUGGUGCGGGGUAACACCGCGAACAGGUGCCCGUGCAACUGCAAUGCCGGUGAUGCAGGUGUAGGUACUGCUGUUGCCACUAAAGCUAGUCGAACUGCUGGUAUGGGCAAUAGAACUAGUGCUGGUAAUGCUGUUGGUGCUACCGGUAUCGCUACUGCUCGUGGAACCAGUAGCAACCACGGAGUCGUGGGUAUCAAUGGCGACGAUGCUGAUUUGUUUACCGAAAGUGGCAGAGCAGCGGCGGACUCGCACAUCUUGUGUGUUUGCAACUGUUUUCAGCUCCUGCAUAUAUUUUCGCACUUCAUGCCGUCCGCCAGCGCUCAGAAUAAACAGUCCGGCGAGGGUUCGGCUUCAAAUAUAGAGGGCGCCGAUGAGGGCAUUGUCGUGCCCGCGAGCAUAAACGAGGAGUUUAGGAGCAUCAAACGCUCCCAGCUCGACAGGAAGAGCUCCAAGGUGCUCUUCAGCAGCAUCACCGUCGAGGAGGAGGACUUCGAGUUCAUCGACAUCAACGCUUACUACGGCCUGAAGCUGCACUCGAUAAUGCCGCUCAUUCGCACCAGCAGUAGUGAAGACAGGGCGGAGCAUGUCUGCCCUGACGUUCUCACGCUCUUCGACGUCUGCGACUACGCUUUCAAGGUCGGCACUGCCAAGAGCAACUUCAUGUACAACUCCGACUCUCUGGAGGAGUACUUUCAGAACACCGUGAACCGUAACAACCUGAGCCUUCUGCAGCUCAAAAGCCUCAGCUCUAUCGGCAACUCGUUUCUGUUUCUGUCCAAAAACGUCUACAGGUUCAUCACGACUCAGAAGUAUCUUCAGCACAACUUGAUGGACAUCUAUUUCCCCCAGUGCUCCUUCUCGAGCUCCGACCCUGCCAAUGACCGCAACCCCCUGUUCUCCCUCAAAUCUGCUUCUAGGCUCAGCGCUUCUAUGUCUCCGUAUCCCACCUCGCCUUCCUUUGAGGACAGUGUUGUCUUCAACGCCGUCAAACUCUCCGUAUUUUUAAUCACCAGGGCUUCGCUGUACUUAUACAAAUCCAACCUUUGUAGUGACUACGAUUCACCUUUGGAGGACCUUGAGCCUUUCGGCCUUCACAAAAGCCUCAGUGUCAUUAGGAGAAAUCACCUAAUUCACUUUGAGAGUCUCUGCAAUGUAGUCGUAAGCAAGCUUUGCAGGCUGAUAGACGACGUUAAGUUUAAACUGUACGUCUACAGGCAGCUGCAACUGCUCGCGACCAUCUCGCCGCUCUAA